Cottoperca gobio is the source of this 4013-nucleotide messenger RNA. Its product is annotated as NACHT, LRR and PYD domains-containing protein 12-like. NCBI's taxonomy places the organism in Eukaryota, Metazoa, Chordata, Actinopteri, Perciformes, Bovichtidae. Gene Ontology annotation, molecular function: protein binding. The record is from RefSeq and is a predicted model, not a curated record.
AAUCCUGUCUGUGAACACAUUCACACAGUAAAGCUGCUGAUGAAACGCAGGAGGAGUUGCCAACAGGGAGGGACAUUGAAAGUGAAAGUAACAAGUCGGACUGACAGACGCCAUUUUCUCGUCGACAGAGCCGCAGCAGCAGAACAGGACUGGAGAAGAUGAAUGAUUUAACAGAUGAGGAGGAGGAGGACGGCUCAGUGUCUGCAGUCCCCAGCUGUCUGUCUGUGAAGUCUAUAGAGAUACCUCUACUCUUCAGUAAUGAACCUGGACCCUCAGACACAAAAAAGAAGAGCAAAACUCCUGUUUCUGUGGAGGAGCAGCGGUCCAGCUGUGCUUUGUGUCAGGACGUCCUGAAGGAUCCAGUCUCUACCAGCUGUGGACACUGGUUCUGCAGACAGUGCAUCGCCUCAUACUGGGACCAGUCUGCUUCAUCAGGAGACCCCCCCUGUCCCCAGUGUGGAAACAGAUCCAGAACAAGACUGCAGACAGCCAGUCAGACCAGCUGUGCACACACAGAUAGAGGUCUGCAGGAGGUUUUAGAUGAACAUAGGAUCAGUCUGAAGAGGAGAUGUGAAUGUGUGACUGAAGGAAGUGAAGAAACAGUGAGUAAAACCCUCCUCAACAGGAUCUACACUGAGCUCUACAUCACAGAGGGACUGAGUGAAGAGGUUAAUACUCAACAUGAGGUGAAGCAGCUUGAGACAGCUUCCAAGAAAAAGAUCCUCCGUGACGCUCCAAUCAAGUGCCACGACAUCUUUAAAGCCUCACCUGACCAACAGGUACACAUCAGAGUCGCUCUGACGGUCGGCGUCGCUGGCGUUGGAAAAACCUUCUCAGUGCAGAAGUUCACUCUGGACUGGGCAGAGGGUUUGGAAAACCAAGAUGUCAGUCUGGUGAUUCCGCUUUCCUUCAGGGAGCUGAACUUGAUCAAAGCUGAGCAGUACAGUCUUCUCAGGCUGCUCCAUGUUUUCCAUCCAACCUUACAGAAGGUCACAGCAGAGACGCUCGCUGUCUAUAACGUUUUGUUCAUCUUUGACGGCCUGGAUGAAAGCAGACCUUCACUGGAUUUCCACAACAAUGAGGUUGUGUCUGAUGUCACACAGCCGUCAUCAGUCAACGUGCUGUUGACAAACCUCAUCAGCGGGAAUCUGCUUCCCUCGGCUCUCGUCUGGAUAACUUCCCGACCUGCAGCAGCCAAUCAGAUCCCUCCUGCACGUGUGGACAGGGUAACAGAAGUACGAGGCUUCACUGACGUCCAGAAGGAGGAGUACUUCAGGAGGAGAUUCAGUGAUGAAGAACGGUCCGGCAGAAUCAUCUCUCACAUGAAGACAUCCAGGAGCCUCCACAUCAUGUGUCUGAUCCCCGUCUUCUGCUGGAUCACUGCUACAGUUCUGGACCACAUGUUGACUACAGACCAGAGAGGAGAGCUGCCCCAGACCCUCACUGACAUGUACUCACACUUCCUGCUGAUUCAGACCAAGAGGAAGAAGCAGAAGUAUGAUGAGGGACAUGAGACGAGUCGACAGGAGCUGACGAAGGCUGACGGGAAACUUCUUCUGAAGCUGGGGAGGCUGGCGUUUGAACAUCUGGAGAAAGGAAACAUCAUGUUCUACCAAGAAGACCUGGAGCAGUGUGGUCUUGAUGCCACGGAGGCCUUGGUGUACUCAGGAGUUUGUACAGAGAUCUUCAAAAGAGAGAGUGUGAUCUUCCAGAAAACAGUCUACUGCUUUGUUCAUCUGAGCAUUCAGGAGUUUCUGGCUGCAGUCUACCUGUUCCACUGUUACAGCAACAGGAACUACCAGAGGCUGAAGGACUUCCUGGGGAAACACUGGAAGAAGAACACCCUGGGGAAACACUGGAAGAAGUACUCAUCCCUGGAUGUCUUCUUGUCUGAAGCCAUGCAGAAAUCCCUCAGAAGUAAGAAUGGCCACCUGGACCUGUUUGUCCGCUUUCUCCACGGCCUCUCUCUGAAGUCCAACCAGAGACUCUUAGGAGGCCUGCUGGGUCAGACAGGCAACAGUCCACAAAUGAUCCAGAGAGCCAUCAACACCUUGAAGGAGAUGAGCAGUAACAAUACCUCUGCUGACAGAAGCAUCAACAUCUUCCACUGUCUGACAGAGAUGAAGGACCACUCAGUACAUCAGGAGAUCCAAGAGUUCCUGCAGUCAGAGAACAGAUCACAGAAGAAACUCUCUGAGAUCCAGUGCUCAGCUCUGGCUCACAUGCUGCAGAUGUCAGAGGAGGUUCUGGAUGAGUUGGACCUGAAGAAGUACAACACGUCAGAGGAGGGACGACGGAGACUGAUUCCAGCUGUGAGGAACUGCAGAAAGGCUGUACUUUCUAGAUGUGAAAUCUCAGAGACUGAAUGUGAAGUCGUGGCCUCAGCUCUGAAGUCCAACCCCUCCCACCUGAGAGAGCUGGAGCUGAGAGUAAUAUCACUGCAGGAUUCAGGAGUGAAGCUGCUGUCUGCUGGACUGGAGAGUCCAAACUGUAGACUGGAGACGCUGAGAUUGAGGGGCUGCAGUCCGUCAGAGAUCAGCUGGGCUUCUCUGGUCUCAGCUUUGAAGUCCAACCCCUCCCAUCUGAAAGAGCUGGACUUGGGUUACAACAACGAGCUACAUGAUUCAUCAGUGAAGCUGCUGUCUGACUUUCUGAAGAGUCCAAACUGCAGACUGGAGGCUCUCAGAUUGGGGGGCUGCAGUCUGUCAGAGAUCAGCUGGGCUUCAUUGGUCUCAGCUCUGAAGUCCAACCCCUCCCUUUUGAGAGAGCUGGACUUGUGGUACAUCAAGCUGCAGGAUUCAGGAGUGAAGCCGCUGUCUGACUUUCUGGAGAGUCCAGACUGCAGACUGGAGACUCUCAGAUUGAGGGACUGCAGUCUGUCAGAGAUCAGCUGGGCUUCUCUUGUCUCAGCUCUGAAGUCCAACCCCUCCCAUCUGAGAGAGCUGGAGCUGAGUUACAACACCAAGCUGCAGGAUUCAGGAGUGAAGCUGCUGUGUGACCUUCUGGAGAGUCCAGACUGUAGACUGGAGACUCUCAGAUUGAGGGACUACAGUCUGUCAGAGAUCAGCUGGGCUUCUCUGGCCUCAGCUCUGAAGUCCAACCCCUCCCAUCUGAGAGAGCUGGACCUGAGUGACAUCAAGCUGCAGGAUUCAGGAGUGAAGCUGCUGUCUGACUUUCUGGAGAGUCCAAACUGCAGACUGGAGACUCUCAGAUUGAUGGGCUGCAGUCUGUCAGAGAUCAGCUGGGCUUCUCUGGUCUCAGCUCUGAAGUCCAACCCCUCCCAUCUGAGAGAGUUGGAGCUGAGUUACAACAAGCUGCAGGAUUCAACAGUGAAGCUGCUGUCUGACUUUCUGGAGAGCCCAAACUGCAGACUGGAGACUCUCAGGAUCAAUGACGAGUUGAUCACAGCUGAGAAACACACAACAUAGGACUCCAUCAAACUGGAUGUGUGAACAAACCUGCCCGAGGAAGACAGCAAGGUGAAAGAGGAGCAGCUGCACAGUGUGAAGUAUAUUUAUGGAGCUUCACCACAGAAUCAAAUGUAGUUAUUGGUAAUUGUUUGCCUGGGACCGACCUGCAGGCUCAGCUUGUAUUAGCUCAGAUCAACUGGUCCUCCUGCUGGAGAGACGAGUGGAAGAUGGAACAAUUAAUACCUAAAGAUUUGCUAAAAUUGCUAAAUGCCUUGUGGUGGCUUAACCACAGCUACAGGUGGCUUCAUAGAAGACAUCUGAUACGUGCCGACUGUUUCUAUAUAUAAUAGUAAUUAACUUUGGUCACUUAAAUUGAUUUCUUAAAGCUUUAACAAAGGGCAUCAACCUGUUAACCUUUCAUAAGAGAUAUCUUGCUGAAGUUCUGAUGUACAGUUGUACUUGUUUACAUUUAAUCAGUGUUCAUGGUUUUUGAUACUAAUUUUUAUACUUUUAUACCUUGAUUAAAGUACUAUACGCAUUACUAUGCAUGAUGUUAUAUUCUUAUACUUUUGAUCAGAAUUAUAUGCAUGUCCAUGAUUAAAA